CCGCCCGUCUAAGCAAAUACUGGAUACGCCGUUCAACAAAUGAAGCUUACGUUACGUUAACUCGCUGCUUCGUUUGGCACUUUCUCAUCGUUUGCAUCAGUUCUUGUUCCUGUGACUUCACUGUUUAAAUAAUAAGAAAGAUGUCUUCUGCACAGACAUUUUCAGGUCACAACCCAAACCAACACAAACGUGUGUCUUCAAAGUCUAAUCCUGGAUUUCUUGAGCGAUUGGGUGAAACUGCAGGAGGAACCGUUCUGGGUGUCGGACUGUUCUUUCUUUCUAUUUAUGUUCUCUUUACUAAUGAGGGCCGAGCACUGCAGACGGCGUCCUCUCUGGACGAAGGUCUCUCUCAGGUCGUCUCCUUGGGACCUUACAUCAGUCUGGAGCCACAGAACGACAACCGUUUAGUUCACCUGUCAGCUCAGCUGCACACGACAGAGCCGUUGUAUGACCCCAACUACAGAGUGGUGGUUCAGGCCGUGAAGCUGAAGAGGCAGGUGGAGAUGUACCAGUGGGUGGAGUACCAGGAGAGCAAAGAUUACCAAGAAAAUGGAGAAACCAAAACCGAGACCACCUACAGUUACCACACUGAGUGGAAAUCUGAGUUGGUCAACAGUCGAAACUUUGACAAAGAAAUCGGCCACCAGAACCCGAGUGCAAUGGCAGUUGAGAGUGUGACGGUCGCGGCUCCUGCAGUGAAAGUCGGGCCGUUCAUCCUUUCCAAAGGUCUGGUGGAGCAAAUCAACAACUUUCAGACUCUGAGUUUGAAGGACUACGCUGCACUCAACUUGGAUUCCUUUCUCUCUAUUGAUGACGAUUAUUUUUAUCACAACCAAAACCCGCGCAGACCAGAGGUCGGAGACGUGCGUGUGAGAUUUUCCUACGCAGGAGUGAGUGGUGAGGCGUCUCAUCUGGGCCCGGCUCAGACUGUCAGUAUUGUGGCCAUGCAGAGAGGGGAGCAGCUGGUGCCUUUUAAGACCAGGUCAGGAGACACUCUGGAGAUCCUGUACCUGGAGGAGCUUUCUGCAGAGGAAGUGUUUGCUAAACAGCACCAGCAAAACAGCAUGAAGACCUGGGGUCUCAGGGCUGCAGGAUGGGCUCUCAUGUUCCUCAGUAUCCAGUUGACCAUGCGUAUCAUCUACACUCUGGUGGACUGGGUCCCAGUUCUGAGAGAAGUGGUGUCUGUCGGGAUCAAGAUCUUCGCCCUGUGCAUCUCCACCUCUCUGUCUCUCCUCGUCAUCGGAGCAGGUUGGCUGUUUUAUCGGCCGCUGGUAGCAGCCGCUCUCGGAGCACUGGCUCUGGUGCCAGUGUUUCUCGCCCGCUCAGGACUUCCAGCCAAAAAGAAUGAAUGACUUUGGAACUGAAAACAGUCAAGAUUAAAAAUAUAAUAGGAUUUUUUUUUUUGGUCCUUUGGUUUAUUUUUCUACUUCUACUGCCACCACUGUGCUGAUGUGAAACACGUUUGUUCUCUGAAGCAGCGUUCUCACUGGGUUUUACCAAUUUUGAGGUACGGUAAGUAUUGAUGCUCCACCAACCAACGCAGUGUUUGACUGUUAAAAAAGUGGUUUUGUGUUAAUUACGUUUGUCUGCAGCUCACAAAUAAGUUCAUUUAGUAAAGUACAAGUAUUUCAGUUUGACAAAGUUGACAAACUUCUUCCAUUUUUCCGUGUUUGCUGUCACGUUCUUUUUGAGUGAAUCCAGUGAGUGUCGAAUAAAGCACUUGAUUCUAUCCAAACUAAACAUCCUCAAAGGCAUAUUUGUUUUGUAUUUAAAGGCCAACCAAGUUCCAACAAUAAACGGCUAAAUAAAACAACAAAAAGAUUAACAUUUUAUGACUGUUGCAACAAUCUAAUCUUGAUUGUUAUUCUCUUUUUUUUAACAGUUCUCUGAUACGACCUAAUUAAUUAGCCACGAAUUAAGAAAAGUUUCAGACUGAUUAAAAAUGAACAACUAAUCAAGAUUCUUACAAAGAAAUUUAUUACACAAAACACUAAGUUUCCUUUUGCUCUUUAACAAAAUGAGUUUCCAGUCUUAUAAUGUGCCGGUGAUCGUAUCGCACGUUGGUUUUGUAUUUGAAGCGCACAAACAAAAUUAACUUCAAUGUGUGCAUUCGUUUCUUUUCUUUUGGAGUAAUAACGGGACAACGGGUCACAGUGUGCAGGUACUUC
This is a messenger RNA of Cynoglossus semilaevis (tongue sole), 2168 nucleotides long. It is a transcript of the gene tmem43, whose product is annotated as transmembrane protein 43. The transcript is spliced from 12 exons. Gene Ontology annotation, cellular component: nuclear inner membrane. NCBI's taxonomy places the organism in Eukaryota, Metazoa, Chordata, Actinopteri, Pleuronectiformes, Cynoglossidae. Gene Ontology annotation, biological process: nuclear membrane organization; lipid metabolic process. The record is from RefSeq and is a predicted model, not a curated record. The coding region runs from base 141 to 1352 and encodes 403 amino acids.